Molecule: messenger RNA, 349 nt
Organism: Drosophila grimshawi
Lineage: Eukaryota; Metazoa; Arthropoda; Insecta; Diptera; Drosophilidae
Product: protein kish
Exons: 1
Coding region: 8-226 (72 amino acids)
Biological process (GO): intracellular transport; protein secretion
Source: RefSeq, a predicted model, not a curated record
CAAGAAAAUGAGUGCAAUAUUCAAUUUGCAAAGCUUGCUUUCGGUAAUCCUGUUGCUGACUUGCACCUGCGCCUAUUUGCGACCUUUGUUUCCCAACAUCUUAUAUCGCAACACGUCCGGUUUGAGAUGCAUCCUGUGGAAGCUGGCGCGGAUUGGAGAGCGAAUGUCGCCUUGUGUUGCUGCUGCCUGCGUUAUUAUGGCAGUGAUGGUGCUCUUUUCGAGCUAAGACUGAAAGAACUUUCGACAAAAUUGACAAGACUAGUCGAUUGAAUAGUGUGUUCAGGUAUCAAUCUAAUUGUAAAACGUUAUCAAACUCUGAUAAAAUACAGCAGACUCCAAUAUACAUUUG